CUAGAACAUCACUAUUGCCUACAAGGGCAAGGUUAAUGCAUCACCAUUGUUCGCAUUACUCUUCGUGAUUCAGAAAUGCUCCCAUACAUUCUUGGUCUGCUGGUGCCUUCGUUGUUUUUCAUUCGCUGGAUCAGGGAGAGGAAAAGUGUAUCCGACCCAUCGCUGAAAUAUGUCUACAUCACUGGCUGUGACACGGGCUUUGGGAACCUCUUAUCUAAACACCUGGAUCAGCUGGGCUUCCGAGUCAUUGCAGGCUGCUACACAGAAAAAGGGGAAGACGAACUGAAGAAAGCAGCUUCCGACAGACUGACAACUCUGCCCCUGGAUGUCAGCAAUGCAGACAGCGUCAGCAAGGCAGCAGACAGCAUCAAAGCCCUGGUUGGAGAGAAAGGUCUGUGGGCUGUGGUGAACAACGCGGGGAUUUCCCUGCCCUCCGCCCCCUACGACUGGUUGAGGGUGGACGACUUCAGGCCCAUGCUGGAGGUCAACCUGUACGGGGUCAUCGCCGUGACCCUCAGCGUCCUGCCACUCCUCAAGAGGGCCCGGGGUCGCGUGGUCAAUGUGGCCAGCGUCUUUGGCAGGGUCAGCCCCUUCGGAGGACCCUACUGCCUGUCCAAGUAUGGAGUGGAGGCCUUCAAUGACAGUCUAAGGAGAAACAUGGCUCCUUUUGGAGUGAAGGUGCUGUGUAUUGAGCCCGGGUUUUUCAAAACUAGUGUCACAGACACGAGUAUGAUUCUGAAGAAUCUGAACGGCUUAUGGAACCGAUUACCCCAAGAAGUUAAAGACGAGUAUGGAAGCAAUUACUUGGAUAGAGUCACCCAUACGUUGGAGGACAGCUUACUGAAGAUGCUGGACAGUGACCUCAUGAAGGUGGUGAGCUGCAUGACCCACGCCGUCAGCGCAGCGCACCCCCGAACCCGCUACUCGCCCGGCUGGGACGCCAAGUUCUUCUGGAUCCCCAUCUCAUACAUGCCAACAUUCUUGCAAGACAGAGUGCUGGCUAAGAAUGCAGUGAGACCUGCGCUAGGUUCAGCCAAACUAUUGGCGCUCAAAUAACAUGAAAUGUAAACAGUGUAGCGGCGCGUGCUGUGAUAUUCCAUGGUACUGUGCAUGGGAUACAGAAAGGAAGGUUGCUUAGAGAGACAAUGGCUACGUUUACAUGACGAUUUUAAUUCCAAAUGAAUAAUUCAGACUUAAAUAGUUCCAUUGAGUUUCCUUUGUUCUUUCAUUUAAUUCCGAAUUGAGAAGUGUUUACAUGACGUUUCCAAAGUGGAAUUAAGCUUUAUUUAGAAUUAAAUGGGGUUAAUUCCGAAUGAAAUGUCUCGUGUAAAAGUAGCAACUGUCGUAUGACAGACAGUGUAGCGAGAUGUUGUGAUGUUCUGUGAUGCUGAUUAACCCAUUCAUGCCAGAUGCUGCUUAGCGCAACGUUGACCCUAGCGCCGGGAGAUGCAUGAUGCACCUUUCAGGCUCAUGAAAUUUGAGAUGUUUUAAAAUUAAAAAUGUUCGAAUGUUAAAACAUGUUCUAAGCCUUAGACAUUUAACAGGUGUUUUUUUCAUGGGUUUUCAGCAUAAAUGGGUUAAUAAGCCAUAUAUAAGAGAUAUUUUUAGCAAAUGAUCAACGAAACUCGAGUGUGCAAUGCUACUGAUGCAGCUAAAUCUGAUGGCUCCACUUGCCGUUUGAGAGGCCGACUGCAAACGUGUUCUCUACAUAUUUCAGAUUCAGAAGGCUUGUGGUGCUAUUUGUCUUUUUUCUCAAGAACUACUGUAAAGAUUAGUAGAGUAAACUUGAUGUUUUGUAAUACAUAGGAAGAAAUCUGUUACAACAUGUUGUGUGUUUUAUUUUUGCAAUAGUAUUUUUUGGAGUAGACUUUGAACACUCCUUUGUUACUAACAUAAUACAAGUUUACAUUCACAAGCUAUUUAAGCCAUUGUGUCCUUUAGCGUCAUAUUCGCUGCAUUCAAGUUGUUGAGAUUUGAGCUGUUUUCUUUUAAAUGUGGGUAUGUUAGAGCAGAAUGAACACUUUCUAGUGCAAAAUGAAGGUUCUAGCUUUGAAAUGCAACUUAUUCCAUGUUUUUAUGUGCUUCGGAGGUUGAGAUAUUUAGGUUUUAAUAGAGAGAGGGCACCUUUUCCCCAAAAAGGGCUUAGGACAAAAUGGGUUAAAUGCCAAGUGCCAAGUGUUAUGUACUGUAGUACUGUAAUCUAUUGAGGAAUGCCUAUGCCUCAGGGCAGGUAGCCGAGAAUAGGAAGAGGAAUUUGGUUGUGAUAAUCAUAUGAGUGGCUUCUGUUGAGGUCACAUGACAUGACAUGGGGGUGGGUGGGGUGCUUUUUUGUUCAGGAAUGGAGGUCAGGCGCUGACGUUUUUAUGUGUGUACUGGAGGGAAAACAGAAGUUCUCUGUUUGUGCAAUCAUGUGUUGUUUGAA
Molecule: messenger RNA, 2422 nt
Organism: Engraulis encrasicolus (European anchovy)
Lineage: Eukaryota; Metazoa; Chordata; Actinopteri; Clupeiformes; Engraulidae
Gene: dhrs9
Product: dehydrogenase/reductase (SDR family) member 9
Exons: 5
Coding region: 76-1056 (326 amino acids)
Biological process (GO): steroid metabolic process; retinol metabolic process
Cellular component (GO): intracellular membrane-bounded organelle
Molecular function (GO): all-trans-retinol dehydrogenase (NAD+) activity
Source: RefSeq, a predicted model, not a curated record